AGGCAGACGCAAACGGACAGCUUCCUACCGUGGCAGAGUGCAGGGAAUGACUACAGCAAAUCAGGCCACAGUGCUGACAAGGGAGGUGGAGUGUCACUAGAGGGGAGGGUGUGGUCUCUGCCCCCACUGCACUGAGCGCCAUGCCCACAGGAGAAGAGGUGCUGGGGCGGGGAUUGCCGUGUGGCGUGGCCUUGCCCCAAAGCCAGUACUGAGCACUCUCUGGUCAGCUGUCUCUUCUUGCCUGCCUGUCUUGCCAACCCACGCUUCAGCAUCCCUCACUGUGACCAUUCUGUUUGGUGGCAAGGGGGAGAGGCGCCCAUCCUGUGUUCUGCGUCCGUCAGGAGGGGCCUGCUGCUGCCGGACCAUGGGAUGUCGGCAAAGCUCAGAGGAAAAAGAGGCGGCGAGGCGGUCCCGGAGAAUUGACCGCCACCUGCGCUCAGAGAGCCAGCGGCAGCGCCGUGAAAUCAAGCUUCUCCUGCUGGGCACCAGCAACUCCGGCAAGAGCACCAUCGUCAAGCAGAUGAAGAUCAUCCACAGUGGUGGCUUCAACCUGGAGGCCUGCAAGGAGUAUAAGCCCCUCAUCAUCUACAACGCCAUCGACUCGCUGACCCGUAUCAUCCGGGCCCUGGCCGCCCUCAAGAUCGAUUUCCAUAACCCUGACCGUGCCUAUGAUGCUGUGCAGCUCUUUGCACUGACUGGCCCAGCAGAGAGCAAGGGUGAGAUUACACCAGAGCUGCUGGGUGUCAUGCGACGGCUCUGGGCUGACCCCGGGGCUCAGGCCUGCUUUGGCCGCUCUAGCGAGUACCACCUGGAGGACAACGCAGCCUAUUACCUGAAUGACCUGGAGCGCAUCGCGGCGCCUGACUAUAUCCCCACGGUGGAGGACAUCCUGCGCUCUCGGGACAUGACCACGGGCAUCGUGGAGAACAAGUUCACCUUCAAGGAGCUCACCUUCAAGAUGGUGGACGUGGGCGGGCAGAGGUCAGAGCGCAAAAAAUGGAUCCACUGCUUUGAAGGCGUCACGGCCAUCAUCUUUUGUGUGGAGCUCAGUGGCUACGACUUGAAACUCUAUGAGGACAACCAGACGAGCCGAAUGGCGGAAAGCCUGCGCCUCUUCGACUCCAUCUGCAACAACAACUGGUUUAUCAGCACCUCGCUCAUCCUCUUCCUGAACAAGAAGGACCUCCUGGCCGAGAAGAUCCGGCGCAUUCCGCUCAGUGUCUGCUUCCCAGAGUACAAGGGGCAGAACACGUACGAGGAAGCCGCCGUCUACAUCCAGCGUCAGUUUGAGGACCUAAACCGCAACAAGGAAACCAAGGAGAUCUACUCCCAUUUCACCUGUGCCACUGACACCAGUAACAUCCAGUUUGUCUUUGACGCGGUCACAGACGUCAUUAUACAGAACAACCUCAAGUACAUUGGCCUUUGCUGAGGAGCCGGGUGGGCGCGGCCUGCUCGCCUGUGGUGAAACCCACGGGGUUGUCAUACCCCAACCUGUGCUAGAGAGGCCCGACCCAGGGGCAGAAAACAGGGGGCGGGGCUUGAAGAAUGUGUCCCCAACCUCCCAGCCUCUGCCUUCUCGGGGGGAGCCCCACGUUUCUGCAAACACAAAAAUAUUUGGAUAGAUUGCUAGGUAGGUAGACACAGACACGCACACAUGCACACCAGGAGAACCGCAAAGUUCUCCAAAGUGUCAAGGUUUUCCGAAGUCUUUAAGAAGCUGCUGUCACAAGUUCAUUCCAAGUCCACCUUGCCCUCCUUCACUCUACCUUCCUGAGUUGACCCUUCACCCUGCA
Molecule: messenger RNA, 1796 nt
Organism: Acomys russatus (golden spiny mouse)
Lineage: Eukaryota; Metazoa; Chordata; Mammalia; Rodentia; Muridae
Gene: Gnaz
Product: G protein subunit alpha z
Exons: 2
Coding region: 365-1432 (355 amino acids)
Biological process (GO): adenylate cyclase-modulating G protein-coupled receptor signaling pathway
Cellular component (GO): heterotrimeric G-protein complex
Molecular function (GO): GTPase activity; G-protein beta/gamma-subunit complex binding; GTP binding
Source: RefSeq, a predicted model, not a curated record